Molecule: messenger RNA, 3440 nt
Organism: Urocitellus parryii (Arctic ground squirrel)
Lineage: Eukaryota; Metazoa; Chordata; Mammalia; Rodentia; Sciuridae
Gene: Tmc3
Product: transmembrane channel like 3
Cellular component (GO): plasma membrane
Molecular function (GO): mechanosensitive monoatomic ion channel activity
Source: RefSeq, a predicted model, not a curated record
CCAGUUGCAACAGACCCUUGCCUGCCAGCUUCCUAGCUCCCUGGCUGACAUCAGGGAUCACAGGCAGCAGGUCKGUUCCCAUGAAAGCCUCAAGGGCAUCCCAGCGCUACAGAAGCAUCAGGAGAAAUGCCAGCCAGCACUACCUCUACCAGGAGUCCCUGCUGCUCAGUAACUUGGAUGACAGCUUUAAUGCUGAUGAAACAGGGGACAGCAAUGAUCCGGAACAAAUCUUCCAGAAUAUACAGUUCCAGAAAGAUCUCAUGGCAAAUAUUCGCUGCAGGCCCUGGACCAUGGGACAAAAGCUAAAAGCACUGAGACGAGCAAAGGAGAUUGUGCUGAAAUUUGAAGGGAGGCUGACCAGGACCCGAGGCUACCAAGCAGCAGGUGCAGAGCUCUGGAGGAAAUUUGCUCGUCUUGCCUGUAACUUUGUGGUCAUCUUCAUUCCCUGGGAAAUGAGGAUAAAGAAAAUUGAAAGUCAUUUUGGAUCAGGUGUGGCCUCCUAUUUCAUAUUCUUGAGAUGGUUAUUUGGAAUUAAUAUUGUGCUCACAAUAAUGACAGGUGCUUUUAUUGUCGUCCCAGAGCUGAUCGCAGGCCAGCCCUUUGGAAGCACAGCCAGCAAGAGCAUCCCCCUGGAGCAUGUUGCAUCUGCCCAAGACCUGGAUACCGUCUGGUCCCUGGGGGGCUACCUCCAGUACUCAGUUCUCUUCUAUGGCUAUUAUGGCCGGGAGAGGAGGAUCGGGAGAGCAGGCUACCGGCUGCCCUUGGCGUAUUUCCUGGUGGGGAUGGCAGUGUUUGCUUACAGCUUCAUCAUUCUUUUAAAAAAGAUGGCCAAAAACUCCCGCACAAGCCUUGCUAGUGCUUCCAAUGAAAACUACACCUUCUGCUGGCGUGUGUUCUGCGCCUGGGAUUACCUCAUCGGAAACCCAGAGGCUGCGGAGAGCAAAACCGCGGCAGUCGUGAACAGCAUCAGGGAGGCUAUCCUGGAAGAACAGGAAAAGAAGAAAAGCAAAAAUCUGGCAGUGACCAUCUGCCUGAGGAUCAUUGCAAACAUCCUGGUUCUUCUCUCACUGGCUGGGAGCAUUUAUCUCAUCUACUUUGUGGUGGACCGGUCCCAGAAGCUGGAGCAGUCGAAGAAAGAACUGACCCUUUGGGAAAAGAAUGAGGUGAGUGUGGUGGUCUCUCUGGUCACCAUGUUGGCACCAUCUGUCUUUGACCUCAUUGCUGCCUUGGAAAUGUACCACCCGCGGACCACGCUGCGCUUCCAGUUGGCAAGGGUCCUUGUGCUGUAUUUGGGAAAUCUCUACAGUUUGAUCAUUGCCCUCCUGGACAAAGUAAACAGCAUGAGCAUUGAGGAAAUUAACACCAAAAAUAACAAAAGUCAUUGGAUAGAUUCCUUCUUCGCCACCAAGGCAGGCYCUGAAGAAGGGAAAUGGUCCACACCUUGGUCUGGAAUGGGGUUCAGAACAAACAGCACAUGGGUCUUGGAAGAUACCAGUAUUCCAACUUACACCAUGCCACUCACCAAGGCCAACAAGACUACGCUCCACACUCUGAGCCUGCAAGGCCAGUGCUGGGAAACAUAUGUUGGCCAGGAGAUGCUGAAGCUGUCCAUCAUUGAUAUGCUCUUUACAGUGGCAAGCAUCCUGCUCAUAGACUUCUUCCGAGGACUUUUUGUUCGCUACUUAAGUGAUUACUGGUGUUGGGACCUGGAAAGCAAGUUUCCUGAAUAUGGGGAAUUCAAAAUAGCUGAGAAUGUGCUACACUUAGUCUACAACCAAGGAAUGAUUUGGAUGGGAGCCUUCUUCUCCCCAUGUCUCCCAGCAUUCAAUGUUCUCAAGCUCAUUGGGCUCAUGUAUCUGAGGAGCUGGGCUGUGCUGACUUGCAACGUGCCCCACCAGCAGGUAUUCCGAGCCUCCAGAUCCAACAACUUCUAUUUGGCAAUGCUCCUGUUCAUGCUAUUCCUAUGUAUGCUGCCAACCAUUUUUGCUAUUGUCCGAUACAAGCCAUCUCUAAACUGCGGGCCAUUCAGCGGACAAGAGAAAAUUUAUGACAUCGUGUCAGAAACGAUUGAGAACGACUUUCCCGUGUGGUUUGGCUCUGUGGUUGGGUACAUCAGCAGCCCCAUAGUCAUCCUGCCAGCUGUGUUGCUUCUGUUCAUGCUCAUCUAUUACCUUCAGAGCAUCGCACGAUCACUGAAGCUCAGCAACCAUCAGCUCAGAAUGCAGAUCCAAAAAGCAAGAUCUGAAGAUAAGAAAAAGGUUGCUCAAAUGGUGGAAGCUCGAAUCCAGACCAAGGAGGAAAGCACCAAGAAACUUCCAAAGGACAGUGACCUCACCAGCCAGCUGUCCUCAGCACACAUGGCAACACCCCAAAACAACGGCAAUGUGGUCAGUUUUGACUCACUGAGCAGCAAGAGCAGCAGGAUAGAAACAAUUACCCAACCCAUGCUCCAGAGUCCUAGGAUGGGGCACAGGGGGCCCUGCUCACCUCUUCCUGACACCUCCCAGUCGAGGCCAGAGCACAGUUCUAACAGGUAUCAACAUGGUCUGUGUGCAAGCACAGGUGACCUUCACAAGAACAGAUCCUGCACACCCGUGACAUUGACACGGCAUAUUGAAGAUGUUCACUCAGAACCUCUUUUCAGGAAAGACUUUAAACAAAUCAACACUCCUCUCCAUAGAUCUGGGGUCUCUGCCUUGGUGGCACAUGGUCACAGACCUCAUGCCCCAAGAUAUUAUAUCAUUAAUGAACGUGACUCUCACAAAAAAUCCCGUCCAGCUUUCUGUUCAGAGAGACAUUUCAAGAUAGAUGCUUCAGGUGACAUUGUGGAAAGGUACCCCAGGAACACGCAGCAUUACAUAUCCAGGGCCCCUCACCAGCCUUGCUCUCCACAGCUGAGUGAAGAAGAGGAGGAGAUGUUGAGGAGAGAGCUGGUCAAACAGUCCUUCCCACCUCACUCACUGACAGACCUGCAUCAGGCUCCUCACUUUUAUAUUGGUGAAAGGUCAGAAAGUGAGGCUCUAGAUCUUGCACACCAGGGAUGGAUGCACUACAGUUCUGCGAAUAAUGAUUUUGAGGGUCACCUUGACAGGCCUAUGUAUGUGCACAAAAAAACACGCUCCCGUCAUUUCCAAUACCCACAGCAUCCGAUGAAGCCCAGAGCCAAGCCCAAGUUUGAGCCAUCCUUCACAGAAUCUGAUUCUAUAUCAGCAGCCUCCAGUAGCGACCAGCAGAACAGYGGCACUGACCAAUACCUACAAGUAAUCCACAGCCAAGGCAAGUUCUCAAGAUCUUCCGGCCAAAUCGGCAGGAGAAAGGCCAAGUCCAGACAGGCACUGAUGACAGAUCUGAGUGAUCUAAUUUGUUCAAAUGUCUAGGCUUCCUCCAGUGACCUAUUCACACAGAUUGGCCCCCUUUUGAAGUACUGGGACUGCACCUGG